Molecule: messenger RNA, 986 nt
Organism: Trichomycterus rosablanca
Lineage: Eukaryota; Metazoa; Chordata; Actinopteri; Siluriformes; Trichomycteridae
Gene: cskmt
Product: citrate synthase lysine methyltransferase
Exons: 2
Coding region: 60-812 (250 amino acids)
Source: RefSeq, a predicted model, not a curated record
UCGGCAGCACAUUAACAAUUUGGACAGUCUGUCCUUAGCGUUUACUAUUAAAAACUAAAAUGUUAACGUUAAACAGUGUUUCACUGUCGCUGAGGUGUUUUCGAAAAGUGGCAGCUCGGCGAUGGCAUCAUACCAGUCUGACAAAUGACCUGAUAAACAACAUGGACAAGAAGGCAACAUGGGACAGGUUUUACACAGAAAACAGCAAGAAAGGAAAAUUCAGGAACUUUGAGUGGUUCUUUGGCUUCGACUCAGUCAAACACUACAUUCUACCUAUUUUGCAGGCAACCAAUACCAAUUCACCAUUGCAUGUUUUAGAUAUCGGCUGUGGCACAUCAGCAUUUGGGUCUUGUAUCUACACUCAUUUACCAUGUGCUGUGAAUGUCACAUGUGCUGAUAUCUCUCCUGUGGCAGUACAAUUAAUGCAGGAACAUGCUGAAAGCACACCAGUGCAGCCUUGCAACCCAGCCUCCACACUUGUCUUUCGAGAAAUGGAUUGCACAGAGCUACAAAGACAUUAUGAGCCCAGGAGUCUGGACUUAAUAUUGGACAAGGGUACAACAGAUGCUCUGUUGAGGUCUACGGAAGGGCGAGAAAAAGCUGGUCAGGUUGUAAGGCAGUGUUUAACAGUGCUUAAACCCUCAGGAUACCUGCUACAGUUCUCUGAUGAAGAUCCUGAUGCCAGGCUGCUUUGGCUGGAGAAAGAGAGUCAAGGCUCACAGGUGGCAGCCAACAUAGCUGUGCAGGAGGUUGGAAAAUUAAGAGGGGUCACAUAUUUCUGUUAUCAGUUCACCUUUCAUAUAGGACACUGACACUAACUGCAGGUGUAUAAAAUACCUGGAUAUCUAAAAUGCUACCAUAUUUAGAUUUUUUUAGCAAUUGCACUUCUAUGUACAGAGGAUUGUUGUCAUCUUUAAAUGUGUUUUGGCAUUGACUCCUUUGUACAAGGGUACUUUCAAUAAAUUAUGCAACUGAUUAUUGGUGAA